AUGAAGCCACUUCAGACGACUCCACCCCUCGCCGGCGUGUGCGCUGGCGGCGGCUUUCUGUACGUGCUCGAUAAUUGCGCUGGCCAUGGAUGGGACGCCGGGCGCAACGCCGGCAUCUCCAUCAUUGAUGUGCGAUCUGAGAUGACGCAGCAGCCUGUGGUGAGUUCUCAAGACGAGUUUUGUGUGCGGGUGUACAAUGGGGCUUUCCACCUCGUGCAGCAAAUCGCAAUCGCGACGCGCAGCCGCAGCCCUGCGGCAGGAAACGGGGUCGUGGGCACCGGCAUCACGGUCGAUGGGGCGCGCAUGUGGGUGGCCCUUAGCGAUUUGAUCGAGAGCGAGGCCAACAGAGGGCGCGAAAUGCUGGCGGAGAGGCCGCCUUCGGUGGAGGAGGAGGAGCCGCCGGACGACUUCGUCUGCCCAAUCACGACCGAGGUGAUGAGCGACCCGGUGAUGGCGGCGGAUGGGCACUCAUACGAGCGGACGGCGAUCGAGCGUUGGCUCGCGACCAAGUCGACGAGCCCUCUGACGGGCGGCGAGCUCGACCACACUUGUAUCUUCCCAAACCACUCGCUGCGUCGGAUGAUCCGAGAGUGGCAGAAGGCGCAGUGA
Messenger RNA from Emiliania huxleyi CCMP1516, 609 nucleotides. RefSeq lists its product as hypothetical. Bases 1 to 609 code for a protein of 202 amino acids. Lineage: Eukaryota; Haptophyta; Isochrysidales; Noelaerhabdaceae. The transcript has 3 exons. Gene Ontology annotation, biological process: protein ubiquitination. Gene Ontology annotation, molecular function: ubiquitin-protein transferase activity. The record is from RefSeq and is a predicted model, not a curated record.